Schizosaccharomyces japonicus yFS275 is the source of this 3347-nucleotide messenger RNA. Its product is annotated as lipoic acid synthetase. Gene Ontology annotation, biological process: lipoate biosynthetic process; protein lipoylation. Gene Ontology annotation, molecular function: 4 iron, 4 sulfur cluster binding; sulfurtransferase activity; catalytic activity. The coding region runs from base 397 to 1566 and encodes 389 amino acids. The record is from RefSeq and is a predicted model, not a curated record. The transcript has a single exon. Lineage: Eukaryota; Fungi; Ascomycota; Schizosaccharomycetes; Schizosaccharomycetales; Schizosaccharomycetaceae. Gene Ontology annotation, cellular component: mitochondrion.
GUUGCAGUAACGUGUCCUUUGAUAGAACAUUGCCGCAGAAAAAGGUAAUAAUUCAACACAUGACAAGCGAGAUGUAAUACGUUCAAUGUGAAGUUGAUUUCAUUAAGUGAAAGGCAAAAUAUGAAAAUUAGUCAUGUGUUGCUCCUUAGUUAUUUUUGUGGUGUGUGGGGUGCGAUGUGUUCCUAAGCCAGAACUACCACUACUCCAAUGAUAAACGUCUUGAAUUCUCUCCCCUGGACCAACAGCAAGACAGAUAAUCUGCAAAUUUCGCAUACAUAUUUAUACAGCAUUUAGCUUGUAAUUGAAUAUAAAAACAAUGAAUUGAAAGGUGUAUGCAUUUAUUUUCAGUGUAAAUUUUUGUUUAGAUGAAGCUUAUCAGACGCUUAUAUAUAAUGAAUGCGUCAACCACUUCUGUCCUUCACCAAACUCAAUAUGUUCAGACGGGGCGGGAGAAUUUUGAAUCGUCGAAUUUUUGGAGCAGGAAUCUCGGCUUUCCGUGUACAAGGUCGUAAAUGUGCGAGCGAUUUGUCUAAAGCAUUGGCAUCAGGACCAAAAUUUUCAGAUUUCUUGAAAGGCGACAAGGAAGAGCAAUUGAAGCCAGAAGAAGCCUAUGAGCUUGAAGAAAAUGUUGUGCUCCCAAAUGGCUCCGUCCACAAACGUUUGCCAUCCUGGUUGAAGACAAAGGUUCCUUUGGGUACCAAUUUCAACAAAAUCAAAAAUGACCUGCGUGGUCUUAACUUGCACACCGUUUGCGAGGAGGCACGCUGUCCCAACAUGGGCGAAUGUUGGGGUGGAAAAGAUAAAACACGCGCUACGGCCACAAUUAUGUUGAUGGGUGAUACGUGUACUCGUGGAUGCCGAUUCUGCUCUAUCAAAACCAGUCGCAAGCCGCCGCCUUUGGAUCCAAACGAACCGGAGAAGACUGCUGAAGCCAUCAAACGAUGGGGUUUGGGCUACGUGGUUCUCACGAGUGUGGAUCGUGACGAUUUGGCAGAUGCUGGCGCGAGUCAUAUUGCAAAGACAAUCAGUUUGAUUAAAAGCAAGGCUCCGCAGGUGCUUGUGGAGGCAUUGACACCAGACUUUUCAGGUAAUCUGGACUUGGUUUCCCAUGUUGCCAAAUCUGGUUUAGAUGUGUUUGCACACAAUGUCGAGACUGUUGAGGAAUUGACCCCAUUUGUGCGUGACCGUCGGGCCAACUUCAGACAAAGUCUUCGAGUGCUCAAGCACGCUAAGUCUGUGUCGCCUCACUUAAUUACCAAAACCAGUAUCAUGCUUGGUUUGGGCGAGACUGAUGAAGAGAUUGAAGCUACGUUGGGCGAGCUUCGUAAAAAUGAAGUUGACGUUGUCACGUUCGGCCAGUACAUGCGUCCUACGAAACGUCACAUGAAGGUGCAGGCUUAUAUAACACCUGACAAAUUUGAGCACUGGCGCAAGCGUGCUGAAGAACUUGGUUUCCUUUACGUUGCUAGUGGACCAUUGGUUCGUAGCAGUUAUAAGGCCGGUGAGUUUUACUUGACAAACAUUUUGAGACGUCGGACGGCAGCGAAGGCGCAGGCUGAUCAUUAAGCUUUUCGAAACCUUUCAUGUUUAUGGCUUUUCUGUUUUUUUUUUCCUUUUGUAUCGUUGCUGGUCGACUGUUGGGUUCAUUCCCCUGUCUUAACUCAUUUUAAAUCCCCUCUUUCGUUUACCGGUUCCUCUAGUUUUUUGCAUAAACGGUUCUUCAACGAAUCAUUACAUUGUCAAUACUCAUAACGCUUGCUAAUGUUGAAUAUGUUGUACUGAAUUUCAGCCAUACUUUGUUCGUCACUUCAACAUCUUUCGAUACAAAUUAUGCUCUAUCUCUCUCUCUCUCUCUCUCUUUGAUAGAAUACCAUUUGAAACUCUUACAUACAUGUGCUCCUGUAUUCACUAUUAUUCUUUUCUUAGUGUACAUAGCUCAGUCAGGGCACUGCUUAUGCACUGCUCAUAGGAAGGACUGGCAAGGGCAAAGGGAAGUGGAUUUGUGGAGUGAGUGACAACGCUUAACUGUUCCUUCCCGGGCUUGGAAAGAAAACACAGAAGUAAGGUGUGUUUGGGGUUUUGUAAUUCACCGAAGACGUUUCCCGUCGACGAUGGAAUUGUACGGUCUAUACCGAUUACAUGGCUAUAACCGCCUUUAUACGAGCAUGAAGAAACGGCAUCUUUCCAAGACUGAGCUCGCCGAAUGGUGUAUCCCCAAUACAAACCGCCUUUUUCUCUUGGUGCCGAGCUGGAAACAACAUCGCCUUCAAAGCAAUCGCUGUUUAAGGACGACUUUGCUGUCUUUUUGGGUACUUGUUUCAGACUGACCGUGACACGAGUCCCUCUCGGAUACUUUCCCGGCACACGGACUGGCUUGUCCAAGCCUGCAUAAACAAGCGUUUUAUUACGAACAUAUGGCUCGCUUCCCUCGACAACGCCCUCACGGUAACGUACGCUUUGUGCCGAAGUUGUAAGCGUACUGUGAUGAGGAAAUGCGAGCAGUGGAAACGAGCUUGUGAACCGUAACGCAGGGUUAAGAGGAAAUAACGCCUUUCGUAAGUACGGAGGUGCUUCUAAGUAGGAGAGCAGUGUUUCCACGAACUCGGUGCAGUUUUUUACUUCUAAUGCACCAGCGGCUUCUUUCUUGGGUUCAACUAAAAUCACCUCCGUGACAUUAAAUGUCAAUAAAAGACCAGCAAUCUAAAAAAGGGUGUUAGUUGUUGGUUUAAGGGAAGAGUUCAUUUGGUAGGAGCAGCAACGGAACUUAGUCUGCUGUCGCUCGUCUCACUCAUUCUUACCCGCCAAACGAGGGCCGUUCUUAAGAGCAGAUUUGUUUCAUGCAGGACACAUCCUGUGUCAAUUGCAAGGGAAACCGUGGAUUUUUUUGAGCCAGUAGCUUUUGUCUUCUGCUUUUUUGAAGGAGGUGCUUUGGCUGAAACCGUGAAUUCAUCAGAAACGGUUCUGAUUGUGGGAAUAACAAAACUCGACAUGUAAAAAAACUAGGAGAACAAAUGUUCAAACAAAAAAAUCCAAAAAAGCAGCACCUAAAAAAAUAAAAUUGGCAGAGGAUGAUCACGAAUAACCGGUGACCAAAAAACCAAAACGAACGAUUGUAAAAGAAAAGCGUGCAACAAAAGACGAAUCAAUAUGGAUUAUAACAGAGUUGGCGGUCAAGCCUUGUUUCUCCUUUGUGUUUUUGAUGGAUACCUGACGGUUACUAGUAAGGUACGAGACAGAAAUUCUUCCUCCAAGAUCAAUACCCGGGACCACAGCGCUCUAUUUUGCUUCUGUUAAUUUGAAAGUUUUGGUGUAGCAUAAUAAUGAGGGGCAGCGCAGACGACAAAAGC